AUGCAACAAUUUUUCUGUUUGGACAGUCUGCUUUUGAAUUCAGGGGGGUGGGCUGUGCACACUCCAUCGUUUACCGUUUCGCCCGAAGAUGCGUUUGCUGUCCGGGGGAGCGGGGUUGGGUCGCCGGUUUCGCCUUUGAGUCCUGAGGUUUUACAAUCUCAAUCUCAAGAGCAAACUCCGUCUAAAUCUGAAUCUCGCGAACAUAUACACUACACCCUCGAAAUCGCACCCGCGACUCCCGCCUCGGAACUCGAACCCCGCGCUGCAGCUAUGUAUACGCAUUGGUAUUUUGAUCAUCGGGCGGCGAAUCACUAUGUUGAGAAACAUGUGAGUAUGAGUGAUGCGUCUGCGUUUACGAUGAUGAGUGGGGGGUUGGAGAGGAGGAGGAGGGGGGUGAAGAAAAGUGUUAGGAGGGUGAAGACGUGGAUUCGGGAGAAGGCGGAGAAGAAGGAGAGGGAGAGGAUGAAGAGGAGAAGGGAGAAGAAAGGGGAGUUGGUGGUCAAGGAGAGGGUUUUGGGGAGUGAGGAGGAGGGGGGUGAGGGGAAGGGGUUGAGAGGGAGGUUGGGAGCGGUGGUGAAGAGGGGGAAGGAUGGUUUGAGAAAGUUAGUGUCCAGGGGGAAGAAGGAGAAGGAAGAGAAGGAGGAGUGGAGAGUUUUGAAUAGGAUUACGGGGUUUCAGACGAUUGAGUAA
This is a messenger RNA of Botrytis porri, 690 nucleotides long. RefSeq lists its product as uncharacterized. The record is from RefSeq and is a predicted model, not a curated record. NCBI's taxonomy places the organism in Eukaryota, Fungi, Ascomycota, Leotiomycetes, Helotiales, Sclerotiniaceae. The transcript has 2 exons. The coding region runs from base 1 to 690 and encodes 229 amino acids.